AACAGUCUUGCACCUGAACUUUCUUUCACAAUGUCUACAUACUAUUACCAAGGUUCUUCUUCUUCUUAUGGUGGUGGUGGUGGCGGCGGCUCUGGCCGUGUUGCUUCUGUCCGCCUUGGACCAUCCAGUGUCCAUGGGGGAACUGGUGGCCGUAUAUCUGCCUCUUCAGCUAGGUUUGUAUCCUCUGGGUCAGGAUAUGGAGGCGGUUAUGGAUUUGGAGGUGGCUUAGGAGGUGGCUGUGGUGUCGGAUAUGUUUCUGGUGGUGGCAUUGGCUAUGGAAGUGGCUUUGGUGGUGGAGUUGGAGGAGGCUACGGUGGUGGAGUUGGAGGAGGCUACGGUAGUGGUUAUGACUUUGUGGUUGGUGGUGGUGGUGGUGGUGAUGGAGGCCUUCUUACUGGAAAUGAGAAGAUCACCAUGCAAAAUCUCAAUGACCGCUUGGCCAAUUACUUGGAUAAGGUGCGAGCUCUAGAGGAGGCAAACACCGAGUUAGAGAUCAAGAUCCGAGACUGGCAUCAAAAGCAGGCACCCACCAGCCCAGCCAAGGACUAUAGCCAUUAUUACAAGAUAAUUGCGGACCUCCGUGACAAGAUUCAUGAUGCUACAAUUGACAACUCUAGGAAUGUUUUGGAGAUUGACAAUGCUAGACUGGCUGCUGAUGACUUCAGACUGAAGUAUGAGAAUGAGCUGCAUCUCCGCCAGGGUGUUGAGAGUGACAUCAAUGGUCUCCGCAGAGUCCUGGAUGAGCUAACUCUGUUUAAAUCUGACAUGGAAAUGCAGAUCGAAGAGAAGAAGGAAGAUCUGGCCUACCUCAAAAAGAACCAUGAGGAGUUAAUGAAAGAAUACAGCACUCAACUGACUGGAAAGGUCAGCGUUGAGAUGGACGCUGCACCUGGAGUUGACCUCACCAAAAUUUUGGCUGACAUGCGAGAACAGUAUGAACAACUGGCUGAGAAGAACCGCAGAGAUGCUGAAGCCUGGUUCUUUACCAAGACCGAAGAACUGAAUCGUGAAGUUGCCACCCACAGUGAACAACUACAGACAAGCAAGACUGAGAUUUCAGAACUAAGACGUACGAUACAGAGCUUGGAAAUUGAGCUGCAAUCACAGCUGAGCAUGAAAGCUGGAUUGGAAACCAGUUUAGCAGAGACAGAAGGACGGUACUGUGCUCAGCUGGCGCAAAUCCAGAACCUGAUCACAGGCGUGGAAGAACAGCUGGCUGAAUUGAGGAAUGACAUGGAGCGCCAGAAUCAUGAAUACAAGAUGCUCAUGGAUAUCAAAACACGUCUGGAACAGGAGAUUGCCACCUACCGCAACCUGUUGGAGGGCCAGGACUCAAAAUUACCAGUAUGGUCUCCAAAAGAUGCAUCCUACGGAGGAGGUAGCACCACCAUCACCUACACUAGUGGUGGUGGUGGUGGCGGCGGUGGCAGUGGCAGCAGCUACAGCAGUGGUGGCACUACCAUCACUACCGGCAAAGUGCGUUCUGGAAACUUCUGAAUCUCCUGAAAAGUGCACACGCCUAUAGGAUGGGCUUCCUUCCUUAAAGAGAAAGGAGGAGCAGUUUCAGCACAGCCACAAAAUCCUUCCUUUUGCACAAGUAUGCCUCGGCUUGGCUACUUUCUUCACAGCGUUCCCUUUCAAGCUUUGCCUGACUCAUCCCAGCAAGUGCUUGUUCUGUAUUGCUCAUGAUAAUAAAAAUCCUCU
Python bivittatus (Burmese python) is the source of this 1704-nucleotide messenger RNA. Its product is annotated as keratin, type I cytoskeletal 19. Gene Ontology annotation, biological process: intermediate filament organization; epithelial cell differentiation. NCBI's taxonomy places the organism in Eukaryota, Metazoa, Chordata, Lepidosauria, Squamata, Pythonidae. Gene Ontology annotation, molecular function: structural molecule activity. Gene Ontology annotation, cellular component: cytoskeleton. The record is from RefSeq and is a predicted model, not a curated record.